AUGCACGGCCGCGCCCUUCGCACCCCCGCCCUGCUAGCAGCAGCGCUGCUGGCGUCGGCCGUCACGCUCACGCUUCUCCCCUCCGCCGCCGCGCAGCCGUGGGUUGCCCCGUGGCCGAAGUGCAACGACACCACGGGCAACUACUCGGCCGGCAGCGCCUACGCCAACAGCAUCAAGCAGCUCAUCCACAACCUCCAGACGAACGCGUCCAACACGCCCGCCCUCUUCGCGACGGGCUCCGCCGGCGCAGGACCGGACACCGUCUACGGGCUCAUACUCUGCCGCGGCGACCUCAGCCCCACCGACUGCUUCGACUGCGGCACCAAAGCCGGCCAGGACGUGUACCGGGUCUGCAACCACACGCGGGACGCGGCGCUCGUCUACAACCAGUGCUACGUCCGCCUCGCCCCGACGGACUUCCUCGCCUCCAUCAACAACACCGGCAUGGUGGGCCUCAUCAGCGGCGAAAGCGUCCCCGCAGGCGUCGACGUCGCGGCCUACGACGGCGCUGUCACCAGGCUGCUCAACGCCACCGUGCGGUAUGCGGUGGACAGCUCGGCCCCGUCGUCGUCCCUGAGGAAGUACUUCGCCACGGGGCAGAUGGUGGGGCUCGACCCGCAGCUGCAGCUCCGGACGGGCAUCUGGUCCAUGGCGCAGUGCGCGGGGGACAUAUCGCCGGCGCAGUGCCGGAGCUGCCUGGACGACUUGCUGGCGCAGUGGUGGGAAGAGUUCGACCGCAACGAGACCGGCGCCAGGCUCGACGGUAAAAAAAAUUCAGUUGGCAAACUUCUCAGAAUUAUAUUGCCAAUAGUAUCUGUUGCUGUAAUAGCUGUCGUAGUCCUCUCCAUAUGGAUUGUUUGUAAGAAGAGAACAUCUCAAGGAACAAAUAUUCCCCACCAAACUUAUAUGGCUGAGGACUUCGAAAGCAUCAAGUCGAUAUUGUUAUCGCUGUCAUCGCUACAAGUAGCAACAAAUAACUUUGAUGAAAGCAAUAAACUAGGUGAAGGGGGAUUCGGUGCAGUUUACAAGGGACAUCUUUCCGGACGGGAAGUGGCUGUGAAGAGGCUGUCAAAGGGUUCAGACCAAGGACUAGAAGAACUAAAAAAUGAGCUAGUUUUGGUGGCCAAACUUCAUCACAAGAACCUUGUUCGUUUGGAGGGUUUCUGCUUAGAAGAGGGAGAGAGUGGCUACAUGUCUCCCGAGUACGUGAUGCGUGGACAAUACUCCACAAAAUCAGAUGUAUUUAGUUUCGGCAUCCUUGUUAUAGAGAUUGUAACAGGACAGAAAAACGCUGGGCAUUACAUCGACGAGCAAAAUGAGGAUAUUAUAAGCAUUGUAUGGAGGCACUGGACCGAGGGAACAAUUGCAGAGAUGAUAGAUGAUUCUCUGGGGAGAAAUUACUCAGAGACCGAGGUGCUAAAAUGCGUUAACAUUGGUUUGUUGUGCCUUCAGCAGAGUCCCAUGGACCGACCUACGAUGUCUGAUGUCAUGGUGAUGCUCAGUGGUGAUGAUGAUACUAGUUCUCUACCACCUGCUGCGAGACCCACAUUUUUCUUGGAUAGAAGCACAGCAGCAGCGCUGCUGGCGUCGGCCGUCACGCUCACGCUUCUCCCCUCCGCCGCCGCGCAGCCGUGGGUUGCCCCGUGGCCGAAGUGCAACGACACCACGGGCAACUACUCGGCCGGCAGCGCCUACGCCAACAGCAUCAAGCAGCUCAUCCACAACCUCCAGACGAACGCGUCCAACACGCCCGCCCUCUUCGCGACGGGCUCCGCCGGCGCAGGACCGGACACCGUCUACGGGCUCAUACUCUGCCGCGGCGACCUCAGCCCCACCGACUGCUUCGACUGCGGCACCAAAGCCGGCCAGGACGUGUACCGGGUCUGCAACCACACGCGGGACGCGGCGCUCGUCUACAACCAGUGCUACGUCCGCCUCGCCCCGACGGACUUCCUCGCCUCCAUCAACAACACCGGCAUGGUGGGCCUCAUCAGCGGCGAAAGCGUCCCCGCAGGCGUCGACGUCGCGGCCUACGACGGCGCUGUCACCAGGCUGCUCAACGCCACCGUGCGGUAUGCGGUGGACAGCUCGGCCCCGUCGUCGUCCCUGAGGAAGUACUUCGCCACGGGGCAGAUGGUGGGGCUCGACCCGCAGCUGCAGCUCCGGACGGGCAUCUGGUCCAUGGCGCAGUGCGCGGGGGACAUAUCGCCGGCGCAGUGCCGGAGCUGCCUGGACGACUUGCUGGCGCAGUGGUGGGAAGAGUUCGACCGCAACGAGACCGGCGCCAGGCUCGACGGUUCGCGAUGCAACCUGAGGUUUGAAACGGGGAACUUCUACACCGGCGUCCCGAUGGUGAAGCUGCAGAUGAACGGCGAGGGGGCCGCUCCAGCGCCGGCGCCUUCGACGGAUGUUGUAGCUGGCACCACCGCAGGUAAAAAAAAUUCAGUUGGCAAACUUCUCAGAAUUAUAUUGCCAAUAGUAUCUGUUGCUGUAAUAGCUGUCGUAGUCCUCUCCAUAUGGAUUGUUUGUAAGAAGAGAACAUCUCAAGGAACAAAUAUUCCCCACCAAACUUAUAUGGCUGAGGACUUCGAAAGCAUCAAGUCGAUAUUGUUAUCGCUGUCAUCGCUACAAGUAGCAACAAAUAACUUUGAUGAAAGCAAUAAACUAGGUGAAGGGGGAUUCGGUGCAGUUUACAAGGGACAUCUUUCCGGACGGGAAGUGGCUGUGAAGAGGCUGUCAAAGGGUUCAGACCAAGGACUAGAAGAACUAAAAAAUGAGCUAGUUUUGGUGGCCAAACUUCAUCACAAGAACCUUGUUCUCUUUGGAGGGUUUCUGCUUAGAAGAGGAGAGAGGUUGCUCGUCUAUGAGUACAUGCCCAACAAAAGCCUCGACAAUAUUCUUUUUGAUCACGAGGAGAAAAGACGACUAGAUUGGAGGAAUCGAUUCAACAUAAUAGAAGGAGUUGCACGUGGAUUGCAAUAUCUUCAUGAAGACUCUCAAAAGAAGAUAGUCCACCGUGACUUGAAAGCGAGCAACAUUUUGUUGGAUUCACACAUGAACCCUAAGAUUGGUGACUUUGGCCUAGCCAGGCUCUUUGGGCAAGAUCAGACUCGAGACGUCACAAACAACAUCGUCGGGACAUUUGGCUACAUGUCUCCCGAGUACGUGAUGCGUGGACAAUACUCCACAAAAUCAGAUGUAUUUAGUUUCGGCAUCCUUGUUAUAGAGAUUGUAACAGGACAGAAAAACGCUGGGCAUUACAUCGACGAGCAAAAUGAGGAUAUUAUAAGCAUUGUAUGGAAGCACUGGACGGAGGGAACGCUUGUAGAGAUUAUAGAUGAUUCUCUAGGGAGAAACUACUCGGAGACUGAGGUGCUAAAAUGCGUUAACAUUGGCCUGUGGUGCCUUCAACAGAAUCCCAUGGAUCGACCUACGAUGUCGGAUGUCAUGGUGAUGCUCAAUGAUGUUGAUACUAGUUCUCUGCCUGCUGCUGCAAGGCCAACUUUUUUCUUAGAUGCAAGCUCUGGUUACUCUUACACUUCAGGUACUAUUUCACACCCUUCUGCCAGGUAG
This is a messenger RNA of Miscanthus lutarioriparius, 3573 nucleotides long. Lineage: Eukaryota; Viridiplantae; Streptophyta; Magnoliopsida; Poales; Poaceae. The record is from the annotation of a GenBank genome assembly.